Messenger RNA from Alternaria rosae, 2210 nucleotides. RefSeq lists its product as uncharacterized. The record is from RefSeq and is a predicted model, not a curated record. The annotation marks the transcript as partial. NCBI's taxonomy places the organism in Eukaryota, Fungi, Ascomycota, Dothideomycetes, Pleosporales, Pleosporaceae. The transcript is spliced from 3 exons.
GCGGCACAGCCUCACCAUGGUGGUACAAUGAGGGGUUGCCUGCCGCAACUUUCAUCUUCCAUCUCAAGCAUCUUUGGGUUCCUUCACGCACCACAAGGAAAUCGAUAUCUCGAACACGACCCAUCAUGGAAACACUAGCAGCCAUUGGCUUAAUCGCCAAUAUUAUUCAGUUUGUCGACCUCGGCGCAAAGCUCAUCGGCUCUGCGAAGGAGAUGCGCGACUCUGCUAGCGGCAUGACGAUGCAGAACAAAAGUCUAGAAGAAACUACCACUGAGAUGCGCUAUCUGGCUGUGAGGCUGGACCCACCUGCCACGGAGGCGAAGACUGACGAUGAACGAGCACUCCGUCGGUUGGCUCAGGAGUGUCGUGAGCUAUCGGACCAGAUACUUCGUCUUCUGAGUGGAAUUGCCCCUACCAAGCCAAAUUCAUGGCGUCAAAUCUGGGGAUCUACGAUGAAGAACUUCAAGCACAGGGACGAGAAAAGAGAACUCGAGAGGAAGUUAGCCAACUGUCGUGGUCAGCUACAUUUUCAUUACAGCAAGUUGACCAGUUCGGAAGUACAAGCGCAGCUCCAGACUCUCGGAGAUCUUGCGCGAUCGAAUCAAGCCAUUUUGCAAACGCUACCGCAACAUAUCGAGCAAUUUCAUCAAGGUACAUGUGUUGAUUCGUUGGGUGUUGAAGCACAGGAUCAAUUGAAAGCGCUACUUGGAUUGACAAAAGUAGUCAGAGAAGCGGUCAUCGACUACAGUUUUCUCGAGAGUCUUGCAUUUGAAGGAAUGCAGGCUAGAGUUGAUGUCAUUGAGAAAGAGCACAGAAAAACCUUCCGAUGGAUUGUAGAGCAAGAUGUAGAAGUCGACGAUGCCACGUUGAAAACCAACGCUCGCGAACUGUACGUUUCAUGGCUACACCAUGAUUGCGGAAUCUUCCAUAUCGCGGGAAAGUUGGGCUCUGGCAAAUCCACACUCAUGAAGUUCUUGUACAAGCAUCCCGAAACACGCACGCAGCUGUUACUGUGGGCAGGUCAAACGAAACUGGUGGUGGCCAGCCACUUCUUCUGGAAACCCGCGAAAAUGCCGUUACAAAAGUCGCUCGAUGGAUUGAAGAGAUCACUACUCUAUCAAAUUCUGGAAUCACAUCGGGAACUGACCAAGAAAGCAUUCCCGGAAGGUUGGGAAUGCAGGAUGAAAUCACAACACUGCCCGGUAGGGCUAAAACGAAGACUCUCCCCGGGUGAAAUUCACGAUGGCUUCAUGGCCCUCCUAAAAGACGAGACCAUCCAGCGAUCAUACCGAUUCUGCUUCUUCAUCGAUGCUUUGGAUGAAUUCGAAGAUUCCCGCCAACACGAUCACAGAUCAUUGGUCGAUGCGCUGCGUAAUUGGACCCGGAUUUCUUCAAGAACCAUCAAGCUAUGUGUCUCUAGCCGAGAAGAAAAUGUGUUCGAAAACGCAUUUUCUGGUGAUUCAAGGAUACGAUUACAAGAUCUAACAAGACACGAUAUGGAGCGCUUUGCCCGUUCUAAGCUCGAAUCUAUACACGAUGAUGCGCUUCGGGAGCGCCUCGUGCUUGAGAUCGUCAACAGAUCGGAUGGUAUCUUCCUGUGGGUUGUCUUGGUCAUCAAGCAGCUUCGUCAAGCUUUGGAAGACGGACGCGACACAUCGUCUUUCGAGCAGGAGUUGGGAGCACUACCUACUGAGUUGGAGGAACUGUUCAAGCAUCUGCUCGACUCUAUACCAAAAUCGUAUCUGAGAAGAGCGUAUCAAAUCUUUGUCAUGACUCACAAGCACGAAAGCUUGGGGACCAAGCUGUCUACACUGUCCUGUCUGUAUCUGGACGCUUAUGAAGUGGAUACCGAGUUUGCAAUGAAAGAUACAUUCCGUUUUCCUAAGCCAGAUACCAAUAAUCUCCACGAUCUGUACAUCUGGUACAAUACACAACUCGACAGAGCUCGGAGGCUGAUACAAGGCUAUUGUAAGGGACUAGUGGAAGUUAGACCCGACAUUUUGCCCACGCAAUCGCCUGCAAGGUCAAGACAUGUCGUUUUCGUACAUCGGACCAUUGUGGAAUUCCUUGAAUACUCAAGUAUCCUCCAAGUCAUGAAACACCCGUUGAGCGAUUUCGAUACGAUUGGGGCGAUUUCACAGUUACAUCUGGCUGAGUACCAAUCUUUACCUGCCGGUCUUAUCGAUCUAAACCAUUGGUGCCAGAUUUAC